AUGGGGAGGAGUUUACGAGAUCGAUACAUCUUCUUCACCACCAUCUCCCUCCUAUUCAUCUUCCUCACCAGCUACUACUGGCGGAAUGACAUCUCAGACGUCUCGACGCCCAUCUUCGAGGAGAUCCAUGACAAUCUAAUCGGGCCAACAACCACGGCUCCGUACCCGAAAUACAAACCCACCCCUCCAGCCAGGAGUUUACCCAUCGUUGAUAACUUCCCACAUGCCCUCGCCGCGCAUGCAGCUGCCGACCUCCCUCCAAUUCCAUCAUGGAAUAAUCCUCCCACUCCUCAUGUCCUCGAAAAGACCCCUCUAUUCAUCGGCUUCACGAGGAAUUGGCGCCUGCUUCAACAAGUUGUGGUCUCGUACAUCACAUCAGGAUGGCCGCCAGAGGAUAUUUACGUCGUGGAGAACACGGGCGUGAUGGAUUCUAAUAAGCAAGGGCGGCUGUCUCUUCAGAAUCCCUUCUUUCUCAAUCAUACGCGUCUGGAGAUGCUGGGUGUCAAUGUUUUGGUCACACCUACGCUGCUCACUUUCGCUCAACUUCAAUCUUUCUACAUGUUCCACUCCAUCUCCCAGGAUUGGAGUACGUACUUUUGGUCCCACAUGGACGUAGUCUCCGUCUCCUUCGAAGACCAAUACUACGCCUUCAAACAAACAACCACAACCCCCAUCCUGCCCUCGUCCGACUCCAAACACGAUUACUCCGACUACGAAUCCGUUUACACAAAAUGUCUCGACGCCCUCCGCAAUGUCACGGCCCCGGACCCCGCAACCGGCAAACUGUCCCGCUGGGCCAUGCGCUUCUUCUCCUACGACCGCCUGGCCCUCGUCAACGUCGCGUCCUUCGUCGAGGUCGGCGGCUGGGACACCCUGAUCCCGUUCUACAUGACGGACUGCGAUAUGCACGCCCGGCUCGAGAUGGCGCAUUUCGACAUCAAGGAAGUGCCCGCGGGACUGAUAUACGAUGUAGCGAGUUCGCUGGAUGAUCUGAUCGUGCUGUACCGCAAGACGGGGCCGGAGACGCCGGAGGCGAGUUUCAAGGACCCGAAUGCGAUUGAGGAGGAAUUGAAGGCUAUUGCUGAGAGUGAGGCUGCUGCUAGUAAGGCUGGGUUGGGGGAGAAUAAUGAGGAGGUGAAGAAGACGGAGAAGAGGGAUGAAGAUAAGACGGAAAGCGACAUCCAAGCCGAGAAAGCGUGGGAGAAAUUCGCAGAAGGACAGAAACCACCAGGAGGCGCAGGGAGCACUACAUCCACCUCGACAUCAACCUCCACCAUCUCCCCCGCAACCGCAACGCCAACCCCCGAAUCAAGCGGAGAAUGGACAGAAGACACCAUCUUCUCGCCCGCCUUCCAAAAACUAAUGCAAGUCCUCGACCGCAUGCAAGGCUCGAAGCACGAAAAUACACGCGGCAGAAACACAUGGCAAUCGCGGCAGGUGGGCGGACAAGGCGACCCGUUCUACCGGGACAGCGAGGGUUUCGACCAGGGGAUUCAGAUGACGAUCGAGCAUGGCAGGAGGGUGUUUGCGGAUAAGUGGGGACAUCGGGAUUGUGAUAUUGUGGCGAAGGGGUUGGUGCCGGAGGAUGCGUGGAGGGUGGAGCAUGAUUGGGAUUGA
Messenger RNA from Mollisia scopiformis, 1617 nucleotides. RefSeq lists its product as uncharacterized. Lineage: Eukaryota; Fungi; Ascomycota; Leotiomycetes; Helotiales; Mollisiaceae. The record is from RefSeq and is a predicted model, not a curated record. Bases 1 to 1617 code for a protein of 538 amino acids. The transcript is spliced from 2 exons.